Molecule: messenger RNA, 600 nt
Organism: Cyprinus carpio (common carp)
Lineage: Eukaryota; Metazoa; Chordata; Actinopteri; Cypriniformes; Cyprinidae
Source: RefSeq, a predicted model, not a curated record
UCACACUCACUCACAUGCUGCAGUCAUUCAGAGGCACAGCGUGGAGGCUGCACAUACACACAUCAACACGUUUAGAGCGACAUGGCAAGACUACCUCACCGCUGUGUGAUGAUAUCAGUGUGUCUGGCAGGAGCUCUCCUACUGCUGCCGCUCUGCUUGGGUGUCGAGGAUGACCAAUAUAAUCUUGACUACGAGUCUACUGGAACCCCGGAGUAUGACUACAAUUCAACAAUCGAGUUCUCGUUCUUCAUCAAUGCCAGCAGUGAAGACCUAGAGAAAUUUUUAAUGGGAAGAGAAACAGAGACAGAAACAAAAGGAGAAAAAGAAACAGUUGGUGGUGGGCAUGAAGAAAAGCCCACUGAGCCCACAAUCUUUGAUACGGAUCAGGCAUCUCAGUCAACGCCUCUAUGUUCCCUUCUUACUUUGGUUCUGAUGGUUCAUCCGCUGCUCAGACUACUAUAGCAGACACACUGCACAUUACAGGACCCUGUUACACAAUCUGAACAGAAGUCCAGGAAGAAGAAGAGGAGAUGGACAGAUAACCUGAACGUAAGACAUGUGGACAUCCAGUACAGACAGACACACAUGCUCAUGCACUCA